GAAUGAUAAAAGUGUGACACAGUCUAGAGGCAUGGAGAAAGUGCAUUGACUUUGACAGAGUUUUGUGUUAAAAUGAUGAGUUAUGGAGCUUCAGGAAAAAAUAGAUGUACCCGUGUUUACAAGCGUGGAUAAAAACGUGUUUCUACAAGAUAUUUAUCCGAAGCGCAGACCGGCUGUGCUCAGAGGAGUGUGUCUGGGGCCUUGUUUGGAAAAAUGGACGACUCCUUACCUCCGAGAGAAGGGAGGAGAUCAGGAGGUGAAGGUUCAUGUAUCCACUGUGCCAGCGAUGGACUUCCUACAUAAGAACUUUGUUUACAAGACGUUACCGUUCAAUGAGUUUGUGAAAAGGGCAUCGGAGAAAACUCAUUCGGAUUUCUUCUUAUGUGAGGAUGAAAGCUACUACCUACGAUCUCUCGGUGAAGAUGUGCGAAAGGAACCAGCAGAUUUAAAAAAGCAGUUCCCAGGUUUGGCAGAGGAUUUUAAAAUUCCAGAGUUUUUUGAUCCAGAACAAUUUUUUUCCAGUGUUUUUCGGAUCAGCUCCUGUGGUCUGCAGCUCUGGACUCAUUACGAUGUGAUGGAUAACCUUUUGGCUCAGGUGACAGGGACAAAGAGAGUGGUCCUCUACAGUCCUCAGGAUGCCCUGUACAUGUAUAUGUCAGGAGAUAAAUCAGAAGUCCUGGACAUAGACUUUCCAGAUCUGGAGAGGUUUCCUUUGUUUGUUAAAGCAAAAAGAUACGAGUGUGUGCUGCAGCCUGGAGACCUGCUGUUUAUACCCGCCCUCUGGUUCCACAACACUCUGGCCUUGGAGUUUGGAGUUGGGGUGAAUGUGUUUUGGCGCCACCUACAGGCAGACAGUUAUGACAAGAAGGACCCGUACGGAAACAAGGACCCGGUGGCUGCGACUCGAGCUCUCCAGGCUUUAGAGAGGGCACUGCACACUCUGGACGAACUCCCUCCGGAAUACAAGGACUUUUAUGGACGAAGGAUGGUUCAGAGAAUACAGAAGAGGACGUACUGUGACUCAGACGAGCCAAAGGAGAGUAAUGACGGUGAAGUAACCAAUCCUGGAUAAAACUGUGAGAAAUUAUAAGAGUUUGACUAAUAUUUUUUGCUCUACAUUUGAAGGACCCAUGUUACACUUUUCUGAUCUGUUCUAAUGUUGUUUCCUCAUCACAAACAGACCUGGACCUGUGUUUUGUUCCAUUCACACACGUUUAACUCACAAACCCUGCAUAUUUAGGCUGAACUCUUCUCUGUUCCACCUUGUGAUGUCAUGUGAUAGUACAGGAAGUGCUCCACUCCUCCAUUCUCUAUUUGCCUUCACUAGAAUCAUUUGGAUGUUUAUAUUUCAGCCCUGGAACUGCCCAUCUCUACUGAACCUAAAGGUAAAAGAUCGCUUUUUGAAAACUACUACAGUUCUACCCUAAGGAGCAUUUUGAGCUUUAGAGAUGUAGAUAGAUAAUAAAGUAUUACUCAAACAUGUGAAUGAAACAAAACUCUGGGUAUGUUUUUGAGGUGGUGACAAUAUUAUAAAGCUUAUGAGUCAAUUUUGCGUAAUAUAAGUCCUUUUAAUAAAACAAUAAUGGA
Molecule: messenger RNA, 1587 nt
Organism: Periophthalmus magnuspinnatus
Lineage: Eukaryota; Metazoa; Chordata; Actinopteri; Gobiiformes; Gobiidae
Gene: tyw5
Product: tRNA-yW synthesizing protein 5
Exons: 8
Coding region: 83-1072 (329 amino acids)
Biological process (GO): wybutosine biosynthetic process
Molecular function (GO): tRNA binding; 2-oxoglutarate-dependent dioxygenase activity
Source: RefSeq, a predicted model, not a curated record